Messenger RNA from Centropristis striata (black sea bass), 1837 nucleotides. RefSeq lists its product as uncharacterized. The record is from RefSeq and is a predicted model, not a curated record. The transcript is spliced from 7 exons. Gene Ontology annotation, molecular function: ionotropic glutamate receptor binding. Lineage: Eukaryota; Metazoa; Chordata; Actinopteri; Perciformes; Serranidae. Gene Ontology annotation, biological process: homophilic cell-cell adhesion. Bases 796 to 1698 code for a protein of 300 amino acids. Gene Ontology annotation, cellular component: cell-cell junction.
AUAUCUGACAGCAUAUACACUGACACCAAUGUAUUUGUACAUUAUUUUAAGCUGGAUUUCCGUAAGAACUGCAUUUUUUUUGGCGAUUAGCUGGCAAGCACUGCUGGUCAGGAAAUUGCUGAGAAACCAACUUAUUGAAAUGUCUACUAUGGUGACAAACAUCACACAUGAAUAAGAUUUGGCUCAUUGAAUUCACAAGAUUCUCAGCUUUCCAGUCAUACAAUUUAUGCAGUUUCAGGACAGUUAAGGGACCCAAGUAUGCAGAAAUAUUCAAAUACAAUAGCUGAAAAUAACAUUAUUCGGCAGGAGAAACACUGCACGUUUUUUACUCAAACUACACUGAAUUACUGAAUUAUUUGAUAAAAGUCUACGGACUGAAGAAAGUGUUUGGAAAUGCAUCCAUGCCAUCAAAAACUAGCUGGUAUUCACCACAUCCUGAUGUCGGCCUGCAGCAUUAUGGGCAUUAUGUUUAAUAUGUUAUCUAAUUACCAGCUGCAGUAAUUUAUGUUACACUAACUAAUUAGGUUACAACCUGACCAAGUAAAGCUCCCAAUGCCGUAAGGUUGGACAUAAGCCUUUAAUAGGACUUAAUGAAAAAUCCUUAUCUGACAACUUUAGUUUAAACUAACAGACAGUGGGAGGAGAUGAGACAGAGAGACUAAAGUGGGAGUGAAAACAGAGGAGGGUGGGGUUGGUUGCACCGCUCAAUAGAUUAAUCAUGCAUGCCUAGUUUUUUUGGCCACCAGCUUGUACACAGGGGGAAAGAGGGCUGCCUCUCUGUGUUUCCUCUCAGCUAUGGGUUCUUCUGGAAGAUGGAUGCUCUGGACCCUGUGUGUGUGUUUCUCUGCUCUGGAGAAUGUUGCACUCCGGGUAACCAUGAGGGAAUCCAGUCUCAAGGUGGUUCAAGGGGAUGUUGUCGUGCUGCCCUGCUCCUUUUUCACGUCCAGCCCGCUCUCCAGACUCAACGUCAUCUGGACUCUGGCUCCCUCCUCCAGUCCUGACACCCCCAUACAGGUGAUUGUAUAUGAUCACGGACAGGUGAUUGAAGACCCUUCACUCAUUGGCAGGGUGGGUUUUACAGGUAUUCCCUGGAGUGCAGAUAUUAUUCUGAAUGACACACGUGUGUCAGACGCUGGUAUUUACCGCUGCAUGGUCAAUAAUCCACCAGAGACGGCAGAUCCAGGUAUCGGAGAGCUGGAGCUCAGUGUUCUGGCGUCACCUUCACUGCCUGAGUGCCAGUGGGACGGAGAUAUUGAUAUGGGAGGAAGUGUCACGCUGUCCUGUUCGGUGGCUGAGGGUGUCCCCACUCCAGAGAUCCGCUGGGAUAAACUGAAUCCAGAGGAAAUUGCACUUCCCAUCAACAUGGAAGGAGAGCUGGCAGGUUCCGUCCAAAUAGUCAAUGUGUCAUCUCAGACAUCUGGCCUGUAUCGCUGCUCUGCCACUAACCUCCUGGGAACAGAGAACUGUUACGUCAACCUGUCCAUCUACACCACCCCGGACAGUUCCUCAGGCAUACUGCAGGGCGUGCUGCUCACCUUGUCCAUGAGCUUGGUGCUCCUGGCGCUGCUGGUGCUGGUGCUGUGGCUCCAUCGCACGGGACAGGACGGGAGGUGGAGGGAGGGGAAAGAGGAGGAAGAGGACGAGUGUUACAAUGAGAUACGUUACACUCCAUCUCUGAUGAAGCGCUCGUUUGUUUGAUUUCUCAAAAUUCACAAGAAUUAAAAAAAAACAAAAAAAAACAAAUGUUCCAACCUGGGUAUCAAAAAGACUUCUAAGACUCUUGUUUCAUCUUAAAGUGCUCCCUGCAUACUACUCGACCAACUGUACAGCAUCACAC